AUGGAUACUAAAGGCAGUCAAAAUGUAUCAGGCACCAAUUUACCAAACAUUCCAAUGUCUGAAGAUGGAGUAGUAUACAUUGCUGUCAAAGGUUCCAUUCAUGCAAAUGAUUGCUCUGUGUUUGGUUUAGGUUCAGAAGAAAUUAAGGCCUUAACAAAAAAAUAUCCAGGUUCUGGUAAUGUUGUGAAUGGUGUUGCUAUGAAAACCAAUGUUCUGGAAUUGAUUAAUUCACUGAGCCAGCUGGGAUAUAAAGUGGUGACAAGUACAGGUGAGGCAGAAAUCAUCUGGACUCUUCAGAGAGAUAUAUAAUUAUUGUUACUAAAUAUUAGUAUUUUUUGAGUAAUUUCUAUCACCAAUAAAUGGAGGGCAGCCACUGUAAUCAUGAUUGUCAUAUAACAAAUGCUAACAAAUCAGUUUGUCAAACUCUAUCUGAAAUGGAUUGGGAGAGAGGGAUUUGGAAUGCAGGCAAACUGUCAACUGUAAAAUUUCUCAUAGAGUCGGGAGCUAAAACUGAUUUGAUAGAUGACGAUGGAAAAACUAUACUGCAUAAAGCUGUGGAGUAUAAACGAGAAGAUUUAGUAAACAUGCUGCUUGAAACACAU
Molecule: messenger RNA, 602 nt
Organism: Pieris brassicae (large cabbage white)
Lineage: Eukaryota; Metazoa; Arthropoda; Insecta; Lepidoptera; Pieridae
Exons: 2
Coding region: 1-309 (102 amino acids)
Source: RefSeq, a predicted model, not a curated record